GAAAUAGGUGGUUGUUUUCUUCUUCUCUCCAGCAGGGACGCGACAUAAAAUGGAGCACAAGCUGAUCCUGGCGGUGUCCGGCUUCCCGAGUCUCUACGACACCAACUCCCCGACCUACCGGGACCUCAACAUGCGGGCCGACUCCUGGCGACACGUCUCGGACAUCGUCGGUGUCCCCGAGGCAGAAUGCCGGAGGAAGUGGAAGACGCUGCGGGACCAGCACCGCAGGGAGAGGCAGCGGGAGAAGGACCGGCGGGAGAGCGGCAUCGGCCUCUUCAACUACCGGCCCUGGAGAUAUUCGGCCAUCUUGUCCUUUCUGAACCCGUUCAUCGACGCCAGAGCCGCGGGCUGCAACGGGUGGGCUCUGGACCCUCAGCCCCCCCAGCUCCACCCCUCUGAGACGGGCUGCAGCACCACCACGGACACCCGGAGCGACGACGAAGACCACUACGGUCUGUUCUACUCAGAAGGACCCGACGUCUCCGUAGUCGACGCCACAACAACCACCACCUCCUCCUCCUCCUCCUCGGAGUUCCUCCACAGGAAGCGUCCGUCUUCUGCCAGCAGAGACGGCGCCAUCGGGUUCAAGGAGGCGAAGAUGGAGUCAACCUCGGGGAUCGCCUGCGUUACGACGACGCCGCACGACAACAUGAGGGAGCUCUUUGAGGUGAUGAUGCAGUCGGUCACGUCUCUCGCCGCCUCCUUGGCCUCUUCCUCGGAUCAGCCUCCUCGUCCCGACCUCCGUCACCUCCCGCCACACCGAGCCCCCCCCGUGCCGCCCUGCACCGCGUCUAGGCUCAACCACUUGAAAACAGAGGAGCAGGAGGCCGUAGCGGCAGAGCUUCUGGACGACCGAACCGACGCCGAGGAGGAGGAGGAGGAGGAGGAGGCGUCCACUAGGCCGACCCGAGCCAGGAGCUGGAGCAGCGACGGCCUGCUGCAGGAGUACGUGAGGAGGAUGGAGGCCAGGGAGGCCCAGAGAGACCGGGACCUGGACCAGAGAGACCAUGUGACCCUGUUCCUCCUGAGCCUGGCUCCGGCCAUGAGGAGACUUCCUGCUGAGAAGCAGUCGUGGGUCAGGACCAAGAUGCAGCAGCUGCUGCACGAGGCCGAGUUCGGCGCUUUGAGUUUUCAGUGAUCCUUACAUGUUUUACAUUUUUAUCAAUACUUGUGAACUAAAAAAUAUAUUCACCUUCGAAGGAGUUUUUCUCCAUUUCUAUGAUAAUCUAACAGGUUUGUGCAGUUUUUUAAAAUAAAAACCCCAUUGUCAGUCA
Molecule: messenger RNA, 1274 nt
Organism: Gasterosteus aculeatus aculeatus (three-spined stickleback)
Lineage: Eukaryota; Metazoa; Chordata; Actinopteri; Perciformes; Gasterosteidae
Biological process (GO): regulation of transcription by RNA polymerase II
Cellular component (GO): transcription regulator complex; nucleus
Molecular function (GO): DNA binding
Source: RefSeq, a predicted model, not a curated record